Molecule: messenger RNA, 4081 nt
Organism: Bicyclus anynana (squinting bush brown)
Lineage: Eukaryota; Metazoa; Arthropoda; Insecta; Lepidoptera; Nymphalidae
Product: zinc finger protein 260
Exons: 7
Coding region: 162-1853 (563 amino acids)
Biological process (GO): regulation of transcription by RNA polymerase II
Cellular component (GO): nucleus
Molecular function (GO): RNA polymerase II transcription regulatory region sequence-specific DNA binding; DNA-binding transcription factor activity, RNA polymerase II-specific; zinc ion binding
Source: RefSeq, a predicted model, not a curated record
GGCUAGAACCCCAAGCCGUAAUCGUAAAGCUAGUUUAAAAAAAAAGUAGAUUUGUUUUUAUUUUGUUUACAAUAUUUUAUUGCUAUUAAUUUUCAUAAAUUAUUAAUUAUUUAACUAAAAAUGCAUUCAUAAUUUAAUAUAUUAAUUACACAUGUAUCACAAUGAACGUUAUAAAAGGGAAAGGCCCAGUCUUCGACCCAGGUCUUUGCCGUUGCUGUGGUACAUUAAAAAAAUGCCGAGUUUUAAAUAUCGAAUACGAGAGUUUCGGCCAAAAGGAGAUAUAUUCGGAUAUGUUAUUGGACUGCUACGGUCUACUUUUGUCCCACCUGGACGGCAAGCCGGGCGAGCGGCUGGUGUGUGCCACCUGUGUGAAGCGGCUCCGCGAAGCGCUGGAGUUCAAGAUGCAGGUGCUGAAGUGCGAGGAGGCCUUCCUGCAGGUCAAGAUGUAUGGAUCUGAUGCCAACGCAAAGGAUGAGAAAUUACAAAUACUGAACGGUAUGGAAGUAGAAGUGAAGGUUGAGCCGCAGGAUGUAUCUGACGAUGCACCCACUGAUGCUCCCAAUAAUGUGCUGGAGGAUGCCUGCCACAGCGAUCACAAUGAUGCAGCACCUGUCUCCCCCGUCAAGGAAGCAGUAGUUGAUGGUACACCUGGGGUGCGGGACGUGACGUCAUACGACUCCAACGAUGACAUCCCUCUCCAAGUGCUGCUGACGGAGAAGCCCUCCAAGAAACUCCGGGUGAAGAACGGCAGCAGUUCUCCACGGAGAGUUGUUGACAAACCAAAGAUACCGAUGUCGAAGCUACAACAGCGUAUGCGUGAAAGGGACCCCUCAUACGUAGCAGAAACCAACAUACUAACACUAGUAGAAUUCUCCUACGUCUGUCCGUUCAAAUGUCGGCACAACCACCUCCUCUGCUUCUACUGCGGCGAAAACUUCUCGGACCCCCAAAAUUUGAGAGAUCACACAUUAAAAAACCACCACCCAAAGAAAUUCAAGGUCACGGAUCACAAAAACAUGUUGAAGUUAGACCUAACAAGGAUAGAUUGUAGGUUGUGCCCGCAAAUUAUAAACAGUUUAGAAGAUUUUAAAAAGCAUAUAACAAUUGUUCAUAAUAAAAAGUACUAUGUUAAUAAUAGAGAUUUGAUUUUGCCAUUCCGUUUGUCUAAUAAUGAGUUUCAGUGUGCGUUGUGUGAGUCAGUGUUUGCGUAUUUCCAUGCUUUGAACAAGCAUAUGAACGAACAUUUUAGUAAUUUUGUGUGUGAAACUUGCGGGUUGGGUUUCGUGGACCGUGGGAGGUUCCUGAUGCAUCAGCAGCGGCAUGAGGAAGGGGACUUUCCAUGUGAGGAAUGUGGAAAGGUGUUUAAGGCACAGUACAAUAAAGAACUGCAUGUGGAUCGUGUUCAUAAGAAGAGAGGCAGGGUGUACUGUCCGAAGUGCGACGCGCGGCUGAUGACGUACCCGCAGAAGCUGAAGCACCUGGUGGAGGUGCACGGGGAGGCGCCGCUGUCGUUCCCCUGCAACCUGUGCGAGCGCGUGUGCGAGACGCGCCGCAAGCUCACCAUACACCGCCGCAAGGAGCACCUCAAGGACUACAGGUACGUGUGCCAAUGCUGCGGCCAGAAGUUCUUCACGCGGUUCGCGCUCACCAACCACAUGCCGACGCACACCGGCGAGCGCAACUACAAGUGCAAGGUCUGCGAGAAGACCUACCCGCGCCUCAAGACGCUGAAGGACCACCUGCGCAUCCACAGCAACGACCGGCGCUACCGCUGCACGCUCUGCGGGCAGGCCUUCAUACAGAACUGCAGCCUCAAGGGGCACAUGAAGUCACAGCACCCCGACUGCAGCUAGCGCACCGCCACCAGCGCAUCACCAACGACGAGCGGCGCCUGAGCGGGCAGGCCUUCAUACAGAAGUGUAGCCUCAAGGGGCACAUGAAGACACAGCAUCACAAUUACAGCUAAAGAGUUUUGGCAAUAGGUACCCAAAAUCUUGCUUGGAUCUCAAGAAACUUAAGGUCCACCUGCUCGUCUGCAUCAAGGGGCUCAUAAAGACACGGCAUCACAAAUACAGCUAAAGAGUUUUGUUAAAGGGGACCCAAAAUAUUGGGUCUCAAGACACUUAAGGUCUAUCUGCUCGUCUGCAUCAAGGGGCUCAUGAAGACACAGCAUCACAAAUACAGCUAAAGAGUUUUGGUAAUGAGGACCCAAAAUAUUGGGUCUCAAGACACUUAAGGUCUACCUGCUCGUCUGCAUCAAGGGGCUCAUGAAGACACAGCAUCACAAAUACAGCUAAAGAGUUUUGGCAAUAGGGACCCAAAAUCUUGGGUCUCAAGACACUUAAGGUCCACCUGCUCGUCUGCAUCAAGAGGCUCAUGAAGACACAGCAUCACAAAUACAGCUAAAGAGUUUUGUUAAAGGGGACCCAAAAUAUUGGGUCUCAAGACACUUAGGGUCCACCUGCUCGUCUGCAUUAAGGGGCACAUGAAGACACAGCAUCACAAAUACAGCUAAAGAGUUUUGGCAAUAGGGACCCAAAAUCUUGGGUCUCAAGACACUUAAGGUCCACCUGCUCGUCUGCAUCAAGGGGCUCAUGAAGACACAGCAUCACAAAUACAGCUAAAGAGUUUUGUUAAAGGGGACCCAAAAUAUUGGGUCUCAAGACACUUAGGUCUACCUGCUCGUCUGCAUUAAGGAGCACAUGAAGACACAGCAUCACAAUCACAGCUACAGAGUUUAGGUAAUAGGAAGCCAAAAGCAGAUCACCUGCUCGUGGUAUUUACGAUUUUACAAACAUUGACCUCAUAUAAUAAAAGGACGCACAAUCAUGUAGAAAAUUUCACUUUAAAACUGGCCAAUUUUGCUGUGGCAGUUUCAGAAUUAUUGGUAAAGAAAAUUAUACCAAAUACCAAAAGGAAAAUUAUAUCUUUAAAUAUAGUCCAAUAUUCAAUAAAAUCCCAAAUUCAACCAGGAUUGAGUUUAAAGAUUGAAUUUGCAAAUGCGACUACUCGAAUUGAGUGCCAAGAAGUUUGACACUCAUUGAGUGGGGACGUUUUUUGGUCGUUGAUUGUGCAUCCACUUUUUAAUAGGAGAUCGAUACAUAAAGUAGAAUGCGUUUUAUUUUAUACUAGUGGACCCGGUCAAGCUUCGCUUUGACUCAUUCCCUACCCCUAUCCUAUUCUAUUCCCACCCUACCCCUACCCUGCUCCUACCCUACCAUACUCCCACCCGACACCUACCCUACCAUACCCCUACCCUAAGUAUCCUAUGUCCUUCUCCUGGUUCCAGCAGAUCUCGAGUUAUAAGUGUUGUAAGAAACCCGACUUUCUUUUGUACUUGGAUAUAUCACCGGUAGAUUGUAAAAUACGUUAGUUUAUAAUCUCACUCGUGAUAUAAUCUGCCGUCAUAUUGUGAACUGAACAUACUGAUUACAAUUUAACGUGUUAUUUUUCGGUAUAUCUGUAUGAAGUGAAACCGUUAAAUUGCAAUCUUAAAACGUCAACUGUCUGAACUUGCCCCUGAUUGGUCGGCCUUACAGCAGACCAUUCUGUGUCCAUAGAAGUUUAGGGCGAAAGUGGUCUUGGUAUGAGUUAACUACCCAAUUCAGAAAAUUCUCUGGUAUGCAGGUUUCCUCACGAUGUUUUUUUUCCCCUUUGAGAGACGUCCCCGACGCCCCCCCUCCCUGAAUCAGAAGGGGGGGCGUCGGGGACAUACCAAAGGGGGGUCCUAUCCACUGGGCUAUCACGAAAUCUGCAUACCAGAGAAUUUUCUCAAUUAUCUACGCGUGUAAAGUCUGCCGAUCCGCAUUAGGCAAGAGUGGUGGACUAUUGGCCUAACCCUUCCCAUUCUGAGAGAGACUCGAGCUCAGCAGUGAACCGACUAAGGGUUGAUAAUGAUGAUGACUUGAUGACUGGCUAAAUGUAUUGCAAAGCCAUAUUGUAAUUGAAAAAAAGUCUUUGCACCCUUUAGAGUGAGUACUUGUAAUAUAUUUAAUGAUAUUAUGUUAUGUAAUGUUAAUUUAUUGUGAUUUUAAUGUAAUUAUGAAGGUACUUUUACAAAUAUAAAUUUAUUGACAAUUUA